Nymphalis io (European peacock) is the source of this 545-nucleotide messenger RNA. Its product is annotated as alpha-tocopherol transfer protein-like. The record is from RefSeq and is a predicted model, not a curated record. NCBI's taxonomy places the organism in Eukaryota, Metazoa, Arthropoda, Insecta, Lepidoptera, Nymphalidae. The coding region runs from base 24 to 545 and encodes 173 amino acids. Gene Ontology annotation, cellular component: membrane. The transcript is spliced from 4 exons. Gene Ontology annotation, molecular function: phosphatidylinositol bisphosphate binding.
UUGAAGACUUCAACUUAUUGACCAUGGCGAAGCUUGGUAGUUUUAUCAUGGAAAUGAGAAUACGCUCUGAAUACAUAUUUUCGGAUAGAUAUGUUAUCGAUUGUAAACAUUUAAAGGCGAGUUUGAUCCCGAAGCUCAAUCCAGUUAUUGUGAAGAGAUCAGAAAUUAUGAGUACGGAAGCUUACAGAGUAAAAGUAAAAGGCUUUCAUGUAAUAAAUGCUCCAGGUUUUAUCGAAAAAAUUGUAUACAUAUUGAAAUCUGUACUUAAAGAAAAAAUUAUGAACAGAAUUUAUAUCCACAAUUCUUAUGAAGAACUUUACGAGGCAAUUCCUAAAGAAGUUCUUCCCCAAGAAUACGGAGGUGAUCUUCCAAGUUGCAGUAAGCUCUCUGAGCAAUUGAAGAAUUACCUUAAAACAGAGGAAGCAAACGAAAUUAUAGAACAUUCUAGUAAAAUCGUUUCGAACGAAACAAAACGUAGUUGCAUUCGAUUCAAUGAAGAGUAUUUAGGCAUGCCGGGAUCUUUUAAACGGUUGAAUGUAGAUUAA